AUGCACACAUUUUCCACAUUACCCGUCGAAAUUGUUUAUCGAAUUAUGGAUCAUCAAAAUGAGCUGACACUAUUUUGCUCAAUGCAAAAUAUUUCCCGGCGGCUCAAUCAGAUCCUGAGCACCUAUGAGCCAUAUCGAGUAAAUCGUCCCCCAACAUCACUAUUCCAUAUCACACAUAUACAAUCAGAAACACUCAGCACACUAAACCUCCAAGACCGCAGAAUUCGUGCUACAGGCACACAACACAUUGCGAAUGCGUUGCAAAUGAACACGACACUCACCACGCUACACCUCGAUUCGAACAUAAUCGGUGAUGAAGGGGCACAACACAUUGCGGACGCAUUGCGAACGAACACGACACUCACCACGCUAUAUCUCGCCGGCAACAGAAUCGGUGAUGAAGGGGCACAACACAUUGCGGAUGCGCUGCGAACGAACACAACACUCACCACGCUAUAUCUCACCGGCAACACAAUCAGUGCUGAAGGAGCGCAACACAUGGCGGAUGCACUGCGAACGAACACUACACUCACCACGCUAGACCUCCAAUUUAACGGAAUCGGUGCUGAAGGAGCACAACACAUUGCGGAUGCAUUGCGAACGAACACAACACUCACCACGCUAAAACUCGAUUCGAACAUAAUCGGUGAUGAAGGGGCGCAACACAUUGCGGAUGCGUUGCGAACGAACACGACACUCACCACGGUACAUCUCCGCGGUAACAGAAUCGGUGGUGAAGGGGCACAACACAUUGCGGAUGCGCUGCGAACGAACACAACACUCACCACACUAAACCUCGACUCGAACACAAUCAGUGCUGAAGGAGCAAAACACAUUGUGGAUGCAUUGCGAACGAACACGACACUCACCACGCUAGACCUCCAAUUUAACGGAAUCGGUGAUGAAGAAGGACAACACAUUGCGGAUGCAUUGCGAACGAACACAACACUCACCACGCUAUAUCUCACCGGCAACACAAUCAGUGCUGAAGGAGCAAAACACAUUGUGGAUGCGCUGCGAACGAACACAACACUCACCACGCUAUAUCUCGCCGGCAACAGAAUCGGUGAUGAAGGGGCACAACACAUUGCGGAUGCAUUGCGAAUGAACACAACACUCAAUACGCUAGAUCUCGGCUGGAACGAAAUCGGUGAUGAAGCGGCACACCAGAUUGCGGAUGCAUUGCGAACGAACACAACACUCACCACGCUAUAUGUCGCCGGGAACACAAUCAGUGCUGAAGGAGCACAACGGAUUGCGGAUGCAUUGCGAACGAACACAACACUCACCACGCUAAACCUCAAGUGGAACGGAAUGGGUGCUGAAGGAACACAACACGUUGCGGAUGCGUUGCGAGCGAACACGACACUCACCACGCUAGAUCUUGGCAAUAACCAAACCGGUGCUAGAGGAGCACAACACAUUGCGGAUGCGUUGCGAGCGAACACAACACUCACCACACUAUAUCUCGGCGGUAACAAAAUCGGUGAUGUAGGAGCACAACGCAUUGCGGAUGCAUUAGAAACGAACACGACACUCACCACACUAAACCUUUGCGACAACGGAAUCGGUACUGAAGGAGCACACCGCAUUGAGGAUACGGUGCGUAGGAAUGCCAGCAUCAAUGUGGUGUAG
This is a messenger RNA of Adineta ricciae, 1635 nucleotides long. The record is from the annotation of a GenBank genome assembly. NCBI's taxonomy places the organism in Eukaryota, Metazoa, Rotifera, Eurotatoria, Adinetida, Adinetidae.